GCACCUUUAGAACAUCGUCGGACUCCACCAGCAACACCAGCAGAAGCGCAGGCCGUAUAAGAAGCAAAUUGAAAGAAACAAGUUUUGUUUGUUGUUUGUUAUAUUUCGAGGUCGGUUGUGUUGGAGGAUUUUUCGGAAGUGAAAGUGCCAACAUACGGUGGUGCAACAUUGAUAUGGUACUGUUUAUUGUGCUGAUGGAUGCAGGGUUCGUUUCGCAACGGAGGCAAUGACCCAAAUUAGGGUGCCUUCUUCAAGCACAACAAAGCAGAACUGCAGGAAGUGGGGCGCAUCAAUACGUCACAAUAGAAGAAAAUAUUUUAUCAGUAUUGAGUCAGACGUGACACGGAGGAAAAAAAAACCCCAAUGUCCAUAAAUGAUACUGUUUUGUCUGGACUCUUGAUGCAACAAUAGACUACGUUAGAAAACAUCGUCCUUUAAAGUUAAGAAAGAAAACACGCUUGCAUCACGUAAGAUUACAGUAAUUUAGCAUUCGCUUACAAUGGGCACUGUCGCGGAGGAAUUGAUAGCGCUUAAUAAUGACACCGUAAUGAACUCAACAAUUUUCAGCUACAUAGGUCAAUACGUAGAUUUAGAUUACUCGAUAUGGCUCUACCGGUUACUGACUCCACUGAUGAUGACCUUUGUGUUGCCUUCGGUCUUUGUUUUGCUGAUAUAUUUGUCAAUCUCCUUUCUCUAUGUUUACAAACUGCACAGUCGGUUCAUCUUACAAGUGUACAAUGAUGGCGAUUUUGAUUUUUGGGAUGUCGCGAGAACACUGGUCGCCGUUGUGUGGGAUGCUCACGGUUGGAUUUUUCAUGGCUACGAAGUAUGCGGUAUAGAAAACUUGCCGGAAAAUGGCUCUGCACUGAUAAUCUAUUAUCAUGGUGCGAUUCCAAUCGAUAUGUACUACCUGGUAGCUCGAGUCUAUUUGAAACGAUCCCGUCUUAUUUACACCGUUGGGGAUAGGUUCCUGGAAAUGCUGCCCGGUUGGUCGUGUCUGGCGCGAGUAAUGAAAGUAAGCCCUGGAACGGUGCAGUCGUGCUCUAGUGUACUGAAAGAAGGAAACAUGCUGUCGAUCGCUCCAGGAGGUGUCUACGAGGCUCAAUUCGGGGACAGCAACUACGAGUUGCUGUGGCGACGACGAGUCGGAUUUGCCAAGGUGGCAAUCGAAUCCAAAGCGCCAAUUAUUCCCAUGUUUACGGAGAACCUUCGUGAGGGAUUCCGUUCGAUCGGAUUCGCCAAACGGCUGUUCAUCCGGCUGUACAAUGCCGUGAGGUUUCCAGUGCGACCGGUUUACGGUGGUUUCCCGGUAAAGUUCCGGACUCACUUGGGGAAACCCAUCGAGUACGACGCUUCGUUGACGCCGGAACAGCUGCAGGAGAAGGUGGCAUAUGGUAUCGAAGAACUGAUUAACAAAAACCAGCGAAUACCUGGCAGUAUUCUGCAUGGACUGAUGGAUAGGUUCGUUGCGAAAAGGAAGAACGAGUGAAUGGACUUUUUAUUUUACUAUAAUAGCGGUGGGAGUGAUGUGAAUCGAACAAACUAUGCGAAUUACAGUAUCCGUACUUAUAUAUAUAUAUCUGUGGCUUG
Ochlerotatus camptorhynchus is the source of this 1590-nucleotide messenger RNA. RefSeq names its product DGAT1/2-independent enzyme synthesizing storage lipids. Lineage: Eukaryota; Metazoa; Arthropoda; Insecta; Diptera; Culicidae. The coding region runs from base 500 to 1489 and encodes 329 amino acids. The record is from RefSeq and is a predicted model, not a curated record. The transcript is spliced from 4 exons. Gene Ontology annotation, molecular function: acyltransferase activity.